Messenger RNA from Myotis davidii, 2931 nucleotides. RefSeq names its product kinesin family member 6 (gene KIF6). Gene Ontology annotation, molecular function: microtubule motor activity; microtubule binding; ATP binding. The record is from RefSeq and is a predicted model, not a curated record. Bases 107 to 1864 code for a protein of 585 amino acids. NCBI's taxonomy places the organism in Eukaryota, Metazoa, Chordata, Mammalia, Chiroptera, Vespertilionidae. The transcript has 17 exons. Gene Ontology annotation, biological process: microtubule-based movement.
AUUGGAGGACCCUGAUCAGAACAUUCACCUGAAAAACCUGUCUCGCCAUCUGGCAACCACGGAGGAAGAAGCUCUGAACCUGCUUUUCUUAGGAGACACCAACAGGAUGAUUGCCGAGACUCCUAUGAACCAAGCUUCCACUCGUUCCCACUGCAUUUUCACUAUUCACUUGUCAAGCAAAGAACCGGGAUCUGCAACUGUCCGGCACGCGAAACUUCACCUGGUGGACUUGGCUGGCUCCGAGCGAGUCGCAAAGACUGGAGUAGGGGGCCAGCUCCUGACAGAGGCCAAGUACAUCAACCUGUCUCUGCAUUACUUAGAGCAGGUCAUCAUCGCGCUUUCAGAGAAGCACCGUUCGCACAUCCCCUACAGGAACUCCAUGAUGACCAGUGUCCUGAGAGACAGUUUGGGAGGGAACUGCAUGACGACCAUGAUCGCCACUCUCUCUCUGGAGAAAAGGAACAUCGACGAGUCUAUAUCUACCUGCAGAUUUGCACAGCGGGUGGCGCUCAUCAAGAAUGAAGCUGUUCUUAAUGAAGAAAUUGAUCCCAGACUGAUGAUCGCACGCCUGCAGAAGGAAGUCCAGGAGCUGAGGGAUGAGCUGGCCCUGGUCACGGGGGAGCCGAGGACCGAGGCCCUCACAGAGGCGGAGCUCCUCCUGUUGGAAAAACAAAUAGCAUCCUUUUUGGAAGAUCAGGACCCAGAGAGUAGACUAGAGGUUGGCGCCGACAUGCGUAAAAUUCAUCACUGUUUCCGCCAUUUAAAGAAACUACUGAUGGACAAGAAGGGUGAUGGAACAAACACAAUGUCCUCUGAAAUCAAAGACCAGGACUGUCAGGAGCCACUGAAAGAGGAGGAAUAUAAAAAACUACGAGAUAUUCUACAGCAGAGAGAUAAUGAAAUCAAUAUUCUGGUCAACAUGUUAAAGAAGGAAAAGAAGAAAGCUCAAGAUGCCCUCCACGCAUCUGGCGCGGAUAGAAACGAAUCUAGACGCGCACAGAACUCGCCCCUCCCCGCAGGGAACCCGGAGGGCCCAAGGACAUUGCCGCCCUCAGCUUCCACACAGGCCCAAGAUGCCACCACUUUUGGGCACAGAUCCAGUUUGCUCCAGAGAAAAACAGGGAUGAGAGAGGAAAUGUCAUUAGGACGCCAGGAGGCCUUUGAAAUCUUCAAGAGGGACCACGCCGACAGCGUGACCAUCGAAGACAACAAACAGAUUCUGAAGCAGAGAUUUUCUGAAGCAAAGUCCCUGGGAGAAAAUAUAAAUGAAGCAAGAAGUAAAAUCGGUCACCUGAAGGAAGCUAUCACCCAGCGGCAUCUGCAGCAAGCGGCUCUAGGUGUCACAGAGAACAUGCCCGCGCCCGCGGUGCCAGACCUGCAUGAAGAGAAGCUGCGGUCACAGCUGGAGGAGGAAAAGAGAAGGUAUAAAACCAUGUUCACGCGCCUGAAGGCCCUGAAGGUGGAGAUCGAGCACCUGCAGCUGCUCAUGGACAGAGCCAAGGUGAAGCUGCAGAAGGAGUUUGAGGCCUGGUGGGCAGCGGAGGCCAGCAGCCUGCAGGUGGACCCUCUGGCAGGGAACUCACCCAGUCACACGCAGCCGCUCCCACCCAGGCCCGGAUCCCAGCACGAGAGGCCCCCACUUCUCUCUAACCAAAGCAGUGUGUAUACCAGGAAAAUCCUGCCCUCGCCUCGCCCCAUCCUGCCCAGCCCGGAGGAGACGGGCCCUCGUGCCUCCCUGGACGACAGAAUCCCUGAGAGGCGGGCCUCGGCCGUCCCCCUCACCGGAGACAGCAAGACGGAUUCCGACAUCCUGGCAUUCAUCAAGGCCAGACAGAAUGUUCUGCAGAAGAAAUGUUUCCAGUGAGGGUCCAGUAAGAACGAACGACAGACGACAACGCCCCUCACUCACCCUGGCUUCAGCAGUGACCUGCUGGGAGCAACUCGUGACUUUGAUUUCAAUGGAGGAGACUGUUUCUUUAGGGCUGGUGUCUGGGAGGCUGCCGGGAGCUGGGGCCACUUUGCUGUGGGCGCUGGAGUGGCUGGCAGGCCGGGCGGGGCCAGGGAGCUGGGGCUGGACAAGGGCUGCUGCUCACUCACAGACAUGAAGUAGCACCAGGUAGUGCAAGGGCUCACAUGGGUGGAAUAGGGGGAAUAAUAGUCAUUUCCAGCUAUUUUCCAGCCUACCCUCUGCCACAGGAACGCCGAGGGCAGGCCAGGCGGGAGGCUGGAGCUAAGGUAGGGCAGUGGAAUGCAGGGCAUCGUGAGGGCCAGUUCCAGUCUCUCGGCCAUCACCCUGAUGCCAGGCUGACCUGUAGGCAGCAUCGGCAUGAGCUGUGUCUCCAGAGAUCCACCCACCCUGCGGUCUAAGGACAAGGCAGCACCCAGAGCGCCGUGGAUGGCUCAGGAGCUCCGCAGUGUGGGCGCCCUGGGGCACUACAGGAUUGGGGCUGAAACUCCCACCAGGAAACAGCUGCGGGGUCGUGUCUCAGAGAGGCUCCUGGCACUCCAGGCCCAGCACCUGGUGCAGAGCCUGCGGAGGGUGGGCCAACCCUUAGGCAGCGGUGAGUGGGGGCUGGGGUCAGGGAGCACGAACGGAGAGGGAGAGGAAUGGCGCCUGGAAAUGAAGCUCACAGAAUAAAAGUGCUUGUCCGCUGCUCCUGUUCUCUCCUUCCCAGGGGCUUAUUUCCCUCUUCUCAGGGCCGGCUGAAAGGGUCAUGCAGGAGAAAAGGGGUCCCUGAAUUUCGAAGCUGGGCAGGCCCCAUAGGCCCCUCUAAUCCACACCCUCAUUUACAUAAUUAGGGAACUGAAGUAAAGGGGAGGCUCUGGCUUGUUGAUAUGUGGCUAGUUAGUGACAAAAGUCCCCUCCUUGGGGGGCUUUCCCUGAUCACCCCAACUAGAGGUACCCCUAGUUACUCUCUAACCCAGGGGUCC